AUGGCUGGAAACGCGGACAUGGCGAGCAUCUCGUACUUUGACCAUUCGUCGGGCAAGCGCGUCAACACGGAUGCCGUGCUCAUUGAGGCUAUUCGCACCCAGUACCCCAACCUCGACCUCAUCGUCGCGCCCCAGGGCAGGCUCAACCUGCUCGCAUAUGCCUCGGCCGGCUUUGCCACCGCCACGCCUCUCGAGGAUGUCGUCAAAGAUCCCGUCUACGGUCCCGGCGUCAAGCAGCGCUUCUAUGUCCCCUCGGCGAGGCGCCUGGAUCCCCGCCCCGGCACCAUGGUCGAGCGCGUCAUCUUUGGCAAAUACAUGUACAAGUGGAAGGACCAGGAGGCCAUAGUCUACCUCGCAGAAGGGCGCGACGGCUCGGGCGCGUAUCCAGCCCCUACCCUCUACUACAUCCUGUCCAAUGCGGAGCACAAGGUGGACGAGCUGAUCAAGGAGGCGACGACGUGGGGCUCCGAGCUGCAUGACGAGGUCUGGGUCUUUGACGGCGGCUACUGGGAGAAGAGUGCCGAGCUGUACAACUCUGUACAAAAGGCCUCGUGGGACAAUGUCAUCCUCGACGAGGACAUGAAGAAGGCACUCAUCGACGACGUCGAAAACUUCUUUGACGGCCGCAAGACGUAUGAGGACCUGAAGGUGCCCUGGAAGCGUGGCGUCAUCUACUAUGGCCCUCCAGGAAACGGCAAGACGAUCAGCAUCAAGGCCAUGAUGCACAGUCUGUACCAGCGCGGCACCAAUGGCGACUCUAGGCUCUCUGUGCCCACGCUCUACGUCCGCUCGCUCAGCUCGUUUGCUGGUCCUGAAUACUCUUUGAAGGCCAUCUUUGGCAAAGCCCGCGAAGCUGCCCCCUGCUAUCUCGUCUUUGAGGAUCUUGAUUCGAUUGUCAACGACCACGUGCGGUCCUACUUUCUCAACGAAGUAGACGGCCUCAAGUCCAACGACGGCAUCCUCAUGGUGGGCUCAACCAACCACCUCGACAGACUGGACCCUGGCAUCUCAAAGCGCCCCAGUCGCUUUGACCGCAAGUACUACUUUUCAGAUCCCGACUACGAGCAGCGUGUUCAGUAUGCCAAGUUCUGGCAAAACAAGCUCAAGGAUAACAAGAGCCUUGAGUUUCCCGAUGAGCUUUGUGACAAGAUUGCAGAGAUUACUGCCAAGUUUUCGUUUGCGUACAUGCAAGAGGCUUUUGUUGCGGCACUUUUGGCCAUUGCUGCACGGGGAGGUAAGAGCACUGCGGAAGCGGAGCGGGAGGCAGCGAGGUGGGCGGGUCCUCAGGACCCAAUGAAGCUCGCUACUGGUACUCUUCAUGCCAAUUUUGGGCGGAGAGACAACUUGGGUGGUUCUGACGUGGAGCCGGCUUCAGAAUUUGACAAGCUGGAACUGUGGGUCGAGAUCAAGAAGCAAGUUGAGAUUCUCAAGGAAGAGAUGGACGAAAAGAAGCACAAGAGCGACUGGGAGCUGACCAGCCGACCAAAAGACAUGGAUGCCACACGCUCCAACUCGACUAAAUUUAGAGACGAGCUCGAUGCUAUCCUGCAUGGCGGCCAGGACAGACGGCCCCGUCAUCCCUUUCCCGAGUUUGAGCGUUUGUCCAAGUCAUGA
Exserohilum turcica Et28A is the source of this 1614-nucleotide messenger RNA. RefSeq lists its product as uncharacterized. The transcript has a single exon. Gene Ontology annotation, molecular function: ATP binding; ATP hydrolysis activity. The coding region runs from base 1 to 1614 and encodes 537 amino acids. Gene Ontology annotation, cellular component: cytosol; peroxisomal membrane. Gene Ontology annotation, biological process: protein import into peroxisome matrix. The record is from RefSeq and is a predicted model, not a curated record. Lineage: Eukaryota; Fungi; Ascomycota; Dothideomycetes; Pleosporales; Pleosporaceae.